Molecule: messenger RNA, 3949 nt
Organism: Panicum hallii
Lineage: Eukaryota; Viridiplantae; Streptophyta; Magnoliopsida; Poales; Poaceae
Product: pentatricopeptide repeat-containing protein At1g05670, mitochondrial-like
Exons: 3
Coding region: 1496-2734 (412 amino acids)
Molecular function (GO): protein binding
Source: RefSeq, a predicted model, not a curated record
GGCCGUUUGGGCUGGCAAUUUGGCGGAGCGUUAGGGCCCAGGAAUGGUGGUAGCCUGUCCUUCGUUUGCUUCCUCGCACCCCAACUCCGUCGCCGCCACAGCGGCGCUAUUUGGCCGUGCCGCCGCCGGAGUUCGUCUCUGUCCCACGCCGUCCUCCGUACUCCGCUUUUCUCCAGCCGUGCACGUCGACGAGGGUGAAGAGCAUCCGGGGCGGGAGGGGAGCACUGAGCAGGAGCCUGGGGGCUGCAGCGGAGCGCCGGAGCAGGCCGUGGGGCGUGCGGAGGCUCUACGGAGAAUACUGGGGCCGCUACCACCUCGCGCUCGUGGCAAUCCGUGACGCCGUAGAGCCCUUAGCCUCCUGCCUCUCUGACCUCUCCAUCGAGUUUAAGGGGCUUGGCUCAACAGGAGUGUUUGAUGUAAUCUGGAAGCUGUGACCUAUUAUCUCUCAGUUGGUCCUUUCCAUCGAUAUAUCAAGUAAUAUUUCUCCAUGAAGUGUAGUUUAUGCACAGUUCAUUCCUGCUUCUGCUGCUACUGUAAAUGUAAGGAGGGGGUCGGCUUCCCUCGUCUAUGCGCCGGGCAGUCCAAGGGUUCCUGCGGCUAGCCCUUGCAAUCAGGAGCUCUACCCCCCAGUGUUGCGUCUUUCCUCUCAGGCCUGUUGCUUGAACAGCUCAGAUAAUGAGGAGCCCAGUCGGAGUUCUGCUUAUGUUGAUUAUAGAAGCCAGUGUCUGCUUCCCUCGAUCACGCUAGCAGUGGGGACUUCAAACUGGGAUGCUGCCAGAAAUAUAAGCUUCAGGGAGUGUGUGAGAUUAUAUGGGCCAUCUCAAUCAAUUGGUCUGUUUGCAUUGCUUGUGCAGUUGUUCUUACCAAGGAGAAUCAGAGAAAUCUGGUGCUUGAUUCAGAGCAUUGUUGAUUAUUGUGGAAAUACCGGACAGGAGUUGUUUGAGUUGGCUCCUAUGUUGGUCAGCAAAUUGGGUGGGUCAAUGACGCUGUUACAAGUUUAUGCUGCAGUCAUCCGGAUUUUGUUAGAGUUGUCAAUGUUUGAGGACGCUCUUCUCACUUACAUUGAGGCCAAGAAGGUUGGUGUUGAGCUACGUUUGUGCAACUUCUUGCUGAAGUGUUUAGUCCAGGGGAAUCAGAUCGUGUAUGCAAGGAGUUUAUUUGAUGACAUGAAGAGUUCCGGUCCUUCACCAAAUGUCUACUCUUAUUCAAUUUUGAUGAGUAUGUAUACACAUGGAGAGAGGUUAUGCUUAGAGGAAGCUUUUGAGCUUCUUCGUGAAAUGGAAACUAAUGGUGUGAGACCGAAUGCUGCAACCUAUGGAACUUACCUCUAUGGGCUUUGCUGUUCCAGACAGGUAACAUCUGCAUGAGACUUUCUCCAAGAUCUUUGUCAGAGAGGGUGCCCUUGCAACACUUAUUGUUUUAAUGCCGUGAUUCAUGGUUUCUGUAGUGAGGGUCAGGUUCACAAAGCCAUAGAAGUGUUUAAUGGGAUGAAGAAAUGUGGAUUUCUCCCGAUGCCCACAGCUAUAGCAUAUUAAUUGAUGGGUUUUGCAAACAAGGGGAACUAUUGAAAGGUUAUGACAUGCUUGAUGAAAUGGCAAGAAAGGGAAUCAGUCCUAACCAUGUGAGUUAUAGUUCACUUUUGCACGGUCUUUGCAAGACUAGAAAUGUUAAUCUUGCGCUUGGGAUUUUCAAGAUGCUUAAAGAUCAAGGUUUCAAGCAUGACCAGAUAAUGUACAGCAUCCUUUUUCAUGGCUGUUGCCAAUAUUUAGAUCUAGAUAUCGUCAAUGAUCUUUGGGACGACAUGAUUCAUCAUGAUUUUGCUCCAGAUGUUUAUGAUUAUACCAAUCUGAUCUAUGCAUUAUGUAGACAUAGAUACCUUAUAGAAGCAUUGGAAGCAUUUGAACUCAUGCUUGAGAAUGGGGUAACUCCCAACAUUGUGACAUGCACAAUCCUAGCUGAUAGCUUUAGCAAAAAAGGGAUGAUAGGUGAGGCCUUCCUAUUCCUUGAUAAAGUACAUCAGUCACUGGGAAUUGCCCCCAACCUUUUCACAUACAAAGUUAUUAUCAAAGGCCUUUGCAAGACCAACAAAUCGGACAACGUUUGGGAAAUUUUUGCAGACAUGGUAAAAAGGGGACAUGUUCCUGAUGCUACCCUCUACAGUAUUAUUAUUGAUGGUUUUGUGAAGGCUUUGGAGUUGCAGGAGGCUUUCAGGCUGUAUCAUAAAAUGUUAGAUGAAGGGAUAAAACCUACUAUUUUUACAAAUACUAGCCUCCUAAAUGGGCUGUGCCAUGAUGAUGGACUUCCUGGAUUUAGGAAAUUGAUGAGGGAUAUGAUUGGGGAGGAACUGGUACUUGACAAGAUUUUGUGCACAUCUAUUAUUGCAUGCUAUUGUCGACGUUCAAAUAUGAAGGCCGCCAUGGAAAUGUACAAAAAAAUGGAAAGCUAUGGUUUAUCACCAGAUGCUUUUGUAUAUACUUGUCUAAUUAGUGGUUUUAGUAAAGUUCGUGCGAUGGAUGGUGCUUUCUUGAUGAUGAAAGAAAUGGAAAAAAGGAAUAUUAAACCUACUGUAGUAACCUAUACAGCAGUCAUAAUUGGAUACCUUAAAACAGAGGAUGAGAAACAAGCUUUUAAGACGUGCAUAAGUAUGCGUCGGGCAGUCAUUGUUCCGGAUGACAAGCUGAGUUGUAUAUUGGGCCUUGGCAAUGGCAGGGAUGAUUCUGAUUAUUAUUCUUAGAAAGCAAAGGAUGUAACAUAGAUUAUCAAACAGAGCUUUAUGAACUUAUCAAGGGGCUCCUCUGUGAUGGUGAUGAGCUCACCUAGUGUGGAAAAAUAUUGGCUACACUCUUUUCCUCUGCUUCCACACUGCUAUCGGAUGAAUAAGAAACAGAAAUGAAGUAACCUGAAAGUGACAGUUUAAUCCAUGGACAACACCUGGAGGGUGCAAUCAUUACAGCUUAGGCUUUUGAGAAGCAUCAAGCAUGGUUGUUACUCCAUUUGUCCGGCCUAUUGAUUAGGACUUCAGAGUUGCAAGCAAAGACCAACAGCAGUCUAUGGUUUGAGUUAUCUGCUUCCUAGACUGACCAUCAACCAAUCUGGAAGGUACAGAAGCUCCCUCGACCUAUACCACCAAAGGUACAGGUUUCUGCUGGAGACUGCUGCAUGGUUUCCGACCAAUUUGGCACAUUUUACAUAUGUGGCAUAUAGAGAUCCUGGGAGCUGUGUCACCUGUGGAACAUUAGGGGAUGCAUCUACAAUGCUUUGGUUAGGAGCACUUAUGCCCAGUUGUUUUCGAAGGAGCUGUACACAUACUAAGGUGCAGAAUUUCCCCAUCUACAGCCAAGAUCUUGCUUGAAAGAUAUCCUGGAUGAUUAUUAUUGUUCGGUGCAGAUGUGAGCUGUGUUCCUUCAGAAUAUGGGCAAUCUGGACUGCCAGAAAUGAAAAUGAAGCAUGGCGUGAACGGAAGGAGUGUAAGCUGCUGUCAAAUGGGUUUGGGAGGCAGCUGCAGACUCGCUGAGUAUGAUGACAGCUAUGCCAAUCGAAAAAUAAGAAGCAAGAUGGUGAAGUGCAGUGGGGACCACCAAAGAUAGGGGAAGUGAAAGUAAACACAGAUGGGGCAUUUUCUUUGACCAGCUCAUUCACAGGGGCGAUGAAUGUCAUCAUUUGAGAGUGCAGGAGAGGCCCCUCGUAGGCUAACUCAUGCUGGCAUGAUAAUGUCCUGAUGUGCUAACGGCGGUGAUGCUCACUUGCGGGAACAGGAAUGCAAGGUGCAGAAUUAGUUGAAUCUGAAUAGGUCCCGUCCCGGGGGUAAGGGUUCGGGGGUUUUCUCAACCUGCGUGAGAGGUCUUCUCUUAGCAAAAAUCUGAGGGCCGUCAUACCUCCUGCAGGCCAAGUUUUUUUUUAAUUCCGGUGAGGAAGUGGCAUGAACAAGAAAUAAAUAAAUCAGAAAUAA